AUGGCGGUGUAUCUGUUCACGCUGACGCUCAACAUGUUUGUGAUGCAAACGUUUGAGCAACUGCUCCUGUACACCAUGUACAUCGUGUUCACCGAGAUCGUAAUGGUAAUGAAGGCCUUCAUUGCCUACUACAACUUUGAUCGCAUCUACAAGCUCUACCAUCGCACGAUCGCGGACGCCUUCCACCCAAAGGAUGAGCUGGAGCAGAAGCUGUACCGUGCGGGAGUCGGAGAGAUCAAGUACUACAGCUAUCUGUACGUGCUGGCCGGCAAUCUGGCCGUCGCAAGCUCGUUGCUGUACCUUCUCCACAAGGACUACCGUAUGCCGUACUUUCCGUGGAUGUUUGGCAUCGAGUAUGGACCGGAGGCACGGAUGAACUAUGGUAUCAUCUUCGGUUACCAAGUGCUCGGUAUGUACUUCCACAUGCUGGUCACCGUGGCGGUGGAUGUGCAGCUUUGCUACUUGCUCGGAAUGAUUUCCAUCCAUCUGGACUUGCUGGACAAACGGUUCCGGAUGCUAUCCACAUCGCAGCAGUUCCAACAUUCGUUCAUUGAGCUUGUACAACAGUACGAAAUGGUACAUCGCAUGGUUCGGGAGGUGCAGCAGCUCUACUCUCCCGCAUUUUUCGUGCAAUUCAGUGCCAGUGGGUUGGUGAUCUGUGCGACCGCUUUUCAGGCAUCAUCGAUGCUCAACGUGUACGAACUUACCGCCAUUCAAAACCUGCUCUACAUGUUGGCGAUGAUGUUCCAAAUGUUUCUACCGUGCCGGUUCGGCAACGAAGUGACCCGCAAAAGUACUGCCCUCAGGACCGCCGUUUACAGUUCGCACUGGUACGGUAUGCGUCUACGGGAGCGAAAGUUCUUGCACAUGCUGCUGCAGCGCAUGAACAAACCGUUCACCCUCAGAGGGUAUCAUUUUUUCAACUACAAUCUACCGGCCUACACCUCGACACUCAAUAUGGCAUAUUCUGUAUACGCAUUGCUGCAACGUAUGGCCUUGAAGAGAUCCUAA
This is a messenger RNA of Anopheles coustani, 1011 nucleotides long. RefSeq names its product odorant receptor 94b-like. Gene Ontology annotation, biological process: sensory perception of smell; detection of chemical stimulus involved in sensory perception of smell. Gene Ontology annotation, molecular function: odorant binding; olfactory receptor activity. Gene Ontology annotation, cellular component: plasma membrane. NCBI's taxonomy places the organism in Eukaryota, Metazoa, Arthropoda, Insecta, Diptera, Culicidae. The record is from RefSeq and is a predicted model, not a curated record. Bases 1 to 1011 code for a protein of 336 amino acids. The transcript is spliced from 4 exons.